AUGCUAGAGCGACAUCCACAACAGGCCAGAAAAAACAUACGGACCAAGAGGACAGUGAAGCUUCUAGAAACCCAAAGAAACCCUGGAGUGAGGAGGAGAGCCGUGGAGAAGAGGAUGGGGAAGUACAUGGCUCUGUGUGCUGUGCCUCACACAGGAGUCUGCAGCCCUCAUCAACAGAACCUGGAAGGACCUCAAGUACUUUGUGUAUAA
Molecule: messenger RNA, 210 nt
Organism: Knipowitschia caucasica
Lineage: Eukaryota; Metazoa; Chordata; Actinopteri; Gobiiformes; Gobiidae
Source: the annotation of a GenBank genome assembly